ACACACACAUCCCCACCAAACUGUGGAGCUGUGGAGUGCCGCCUGCUUCCCGGGAAAGGAAGACUCGCGAGCGCCAGGGGGUGGGGGACGAAGAGCCGGAGGCUGCCGGAGCGUGGGGAGCAGCCCUGGCAGGGAUGGACAUCAUGAUGCUGGUGCAGGGCGCUUGCUGCUCGAACCAGUGGCUGGCCGCGGUGCUGCUGAGCCUCUGCUGCCUGCUGCCUUCCUGCCUCCCGGCUGGACAGAGUAUGGACUUGCCUUGGCCGGCAGUGGACAACCUGAUGGUCAGAAAGGGGGACACGGCGGUGCUUAGGUGUUAUUUGGAAGAUGGAGCUUCAAAGGGUGCCUGGCUGAACCGGUCAAGUAUUAUUUUUGCGGGAGGUGAUAAGUGGUCGGUGGAUCCUCGAGUUUCAAUUUCCACAUUAAAUAAAAGGGACUACAGCCUCCAGAUACAGAAUGUCGAUGUGACAGAUGAUGGGCCAUACACAUGUUCUGUGCAGACUCAACACACGCCUCGAACAAUGCAGGUGCAUUUAACGGUACAAGUUCCUCCGAAGAUAUAUGACAUCUCAACUGACAUGACUGUCAAUGAAGGAACCAAUGUCACCCUUACUUGCCUGGCAACUGGGAAACCAGAGCCUUCCAUUUCUUGGAGACAUAUCUCCCCAUCAGCAAAACCAUUUGAAAGUGGGCAAUAUUUGGACAUCUAUGGAAUCACAAGGGACCAGGCCGGGGAAUAUGAGUGUGGAGCACAGAAUGAUGUGUCAUUCCCAGAUGUGAAGAAAGUUAAAAUCGUUGUGAACUGCUCUUCAAUGGUCAACAAGGAAUCCUCAUUCAAAACUUUAGUACAAGAUCCAUCCUCACUGUCACCAACGUUACCCAGGAGCACUUUGGGAACUAUACGUGUGUGGCUGCCAAUAAGCUGGGCACGACCAACGCUAGCUUGCCUCUUAACCGUAAGUAACAGAAACGUGCCAUCUGUGCCUUUUUAG
This is a messenger RNA of Dromiciops gliroides (monito del monte), 989 nucleotides long. RefSeq names its product neuronal growth regulator 1 (gene NEGR1). Gene Ontology annotation, cellular component: neuron projection. NCBI's taxonomy places the organism in Eukaryota, Metazoa, Chordata, Mammalia, Microbiotheria, Microbiotheriidae. Bases 135 to 989 code for a protein of 284 amino acids. The record is from RefSeq and is a predicted model, not a curated record. The transcript is spliced from 5 exons.